UUCACCUCGCCAGGUAGAACCUUUUAUCUGUUUUUUCCCCUUUCCCCACUUAGGCGUCCACUAUACGCGUGUUUGCUUUUAAACUUAUAAACCUUGCUCUCGCUGUUUGAAAAGCCCUCAUUCCAGCGAGGUGAUCCUCUUAAACUCAAGAACAGGUAAUAUAUCACCGCCAGCCUUUGGAAAGUAUUACGGAGUUGGAGCAAUGAUUUGAACAAAUCUACGGCGACUUCAUAAUGUGUUGGUGCUCUUGGCUAUGAUAACCAGCUUUGUGAGUUGGACCUGUCCAUUCGGUGAUAGGAGCGGUUGUUGUAACACUCUUGAAAUGUAAAUAUGUUGUACUUAAAAGUAUGGUUCGGUUCUGGACCCACAGUCAUCUACUGUUCUACGAGUCGUUGUAGAAAUCCAGCCCCCUGUUGAUUGACCCUGGCUACCAUAGGGACCUUUGUAGAUCUCCGAUAAGAACGGUUAAGCCACUGAAUAUAAAUCUCCUCUGUUGAUGGAAGAAUGAAUGAACAAAGGGGAACUUCUUUUUGUUAUGCAAAUCGCGCACUUGCGCCUUGGAAUCCGUCGACAACGUUAUUGACCCUACGGUGAGGGGAAUGAAACAGGUGCUUUUGAAGCAAGAGCUGCGUGAAAUGGGACCUAUUAAAGACAAUCUGUUUUUUUUUCAAAACAAGCAGAGAACACUGAUAAUGAACAAAAUGUUCGGGAAAAGCAUACCGCAAUUUUUAUUCUGCUGGCAAUAACACUAUCAAAAUCAUAAUUUGUUUAAACUCACCCUUGAAGACACCGUCUAUAUAACAUAAUUUUCAACGUGAAACAUCUACGGGCCAAAGUAGUUGCAGAGGUAGAUUUACAAUACAGUCACAAUCCCCACCAUCAUAAUCAGCGGCAGUCACAAAAACAACCCGAACAACAAUAACAACAACAAAAACAACAACAAAAACAACAACAAGAACGACAACAACAACAAAAACAACGACAACAACGACAACGACAACAACAACAACAAUAACAAACAACAAAAAUAACAAAAACAACAAUAGUGAUAGCAAACAACGACCAGUGCCUAUUACAACAGCGACAACACAAACGACCCAUCGUCUGUCCUCCACAACCGCCAUGGCUAAGUGGUACGGGGCCAAAGGUGUGAACAUAGACGACCAGGCACGGUUCGAGUCCAUGGGACGGGGUCUAUCCACGAACAGGCAAAUCUUUCAGCGCCAUCGAGAUCUCAAUCGCCAGUGCGAAAAACAAAUACAACACAUCUUGAGGGAAUCCCGGAUAGAGGCAUCGAGGCUCACCCGGGUUCAACACGAGUACAAGGAAAAGAUCAAGGAACUGGAAAAAGCUGAAAGGAAUUCCCUAGCGAUGAACUUUGGAGAACCGUCAGCCAUGUCGCAGAAUCUCCGGAGACCAACUGUCGGGAAUUUCCGGAGACACCCGUCCCCUCACCGGAAGCAGAAGAGAAUGUUGCUCUUCCGCAUUGAGAAGACUGACGGGAAGCUUACCUACAUUAGCGAGGUGAAAAAGCCAGAUCCGUUAGAGAGGACCCUUUUCCCUAACAUGCGGCGAGGGAGCUAACUGAACCCAAAAUUGAAACAUUACUUGGGGUCUGUUUCGCUGAAAAAAAAAAAAAAAUUCUCAGGCAAAUAGAUGACAUUUAGUGAUAGACGCUGUAUGUGUUCACAGUGGCUAUACCCAACAAUACGAGGCUUUGUUUAUUCACCUGGCUUUAGGCUUAAAGUUUAAAAAGACCGGACGUUGAACUCGUCAUUAUCAGAGACAUAAGUUCCUCAAUUCUUUUGGGUCGUGCUCUAAUAAAGCGUUUUGACGAUUUUCAUGAGGACAUCUUACACUAUGUGUUCCAGUAUUUCGUCAUCGUGUCUGUUCACAAGAUUUCAACGAAUUCUUCCGAUGUGCCUAAGGUCAAGGAGUAUUUUCUCUGAUAUUACGUCUUUCGUGGCGUUGUGAACUACCUGGUGUCCCUGAAGAAAGACAGAGCAGCUUGCCGAAACCCCACAGAGGGAACAUUUCUGUGGGGAACCGGAGACCCUUCAGAGGACGGCUGUGUGGUUGUCAUGGUGACUGACAUUCACAUCUGAAGAAGAAGAAGAAGAAGAAGAAGAAGAAGAAGAAGAAGAAGAAGAAGAAGAAAAAGAAGAAGAAGAAGAUGAAGAAGAAGAAAAAGAAGAGGAAGAAGAAGAAGAAGAAGAAGAAGAAGAAGCAGACAAUCAUGUUGGCUGUAGCAGAAAGUUUAGUGUCUGCCGUCUUAAUUGCUGAGUGCUCCAUUGUGACAUAUUACUUGUUGAAUGUAUCGGUGUCUGUGAUGCAGAUCUAAUGGUUGUAUUCUUCGUUGUACACCCAGAAUACGAGAGUACGAGACGGCAUUGACUAACUUCCAACGUUCUGCGCCCAAAGUAUUUCCCUCAGACGACGUUGUCCCUGAUAAGAAAGGUCGAAGCACUCACAUCCUCGGUGUCGCAUGCCUUCCACUUUAGUCCGUUUGGGUAUUUUUUGCACAGGAGACCCCCCCCCCCCCCUUCCUCAACAAUAACAAAAAUUAAAUUUAAAAAAGUAAUUCA
Molecule: messenger RNA, 2585 nt
Organism: Aplysia californica (California sea hare)
Lineage: Eukaryota; Metazoa; Mollusca; Gastropoda; Aplysiida; Aplysiidae
Exons: 2
Coding region: 1123-1584 (153 amino acids)
Source: RefSeq, a predicted model, not a curated record